Molecule: messenger RNA, 1569 nt
Organism: Lentinula edodes (shiitake mushroom)
Lineage: Eukaryota; Fungi; Basidiomycota; Agaricomycetes; Agaricales; Omphalotaceae
Exons: 7
Coding region: 1-1569 (522 amino acids)
Source: RefSeq, a predicted model, not a curated record
AUGAAUGAAGGACUCGAAAGCUCGAUUUCCACCCUAGUCCACCAGAAUGCGGCUGCCAUGCAAGAAUUAAAACUUGAUUUCGAGCUCGCCAAGUACCAAUUUCUGGUAACUUCGGAGCGCGUCGAGGCCGGAAUGAAUAACGUGAAGGAGCGGCUGAAGCUGAUGCUUAUUCACCAACAACGGAUCACCGUGAAGGAGCAUUUGGAUGUUUGUGUGACUGCCGCCUGCUCAAGCUUCUCUUUGCAUCGAAUACACCGGCUGUAUCGCGUAUUACUAACGUUGAUUUCACUGGAACACAUCAUAUUGACUGAGAAUCACUUCUCAAUUCAAGAUACAUGGCUACCUUUGGUCACGGGUGUCGGCGAGAUGCUUGCAAUCCAGGACAUGUCAUCCACUCGAAAGAAUUCUUCCAUCAUCGAAACCGAGAGGGAUGAAGGAGAUAUAUGUGACAGGGUACAGGGAGACAUGAAUCCGAAGCCUGAAUCCUUGACUGGAGCGCAAUCCACUUUUGGGGCUGUGGACAAGAAUGAGCUGUUUAAAGCAAACGCUGGGCGUGCCGCCAUAUCGGGUCACGAUGGAAACGUUGGUCCGCCACCUCAAUAUGAUCUCCCACCUCUUCCACCUCCGGUAAUGAACUCUGACUGGGGGGAUCUACACGUCUCCGGAGCUGUUUCGCAUCCCAGGAUAUCCGUCGAAGCCCUUUCCUCGACACCACAUGGACUUUCAGAUAUCAUGGCUGAUAUGACUCCCGAGAACACCCUGGACAUCAUUGAAGCUGACCUUGGCCAUUUCGCUCCUUCACCUUCCUUCACUGCUACUGUUAUGCUCCCUCCACCUCUCUCAAGUCCACUUUUGGUAACUCCGCCUCUCUCUCUAUCUUUCGCGCAAGAUUGUUCCCCGUGCGCCGGUCGCACGCCGAGUAUUUCGCAAGACUACUUAGUUGACACAUCGAUUGACCUGAUCGAGGCAGAGCUAAAGUCGUCGACGACGUCGGACAAUUGUUCGGUUUUCAAAUCUUCACCACUACUGCUUUUGUAUACUCCCCCUUCGCUACUUGCUUCUUUCAGUGAUUUCGACCCUUCAAUGACAAGUAUUUCUUCCGCUUCUUGUUUGGGUCUCGCUGUCAACCUACCGUCCGAGCAUUCAAGAUUCUUCGAAGAGCACAAUCCUUUGGUCGACCCCGAGUUGUCUGCAAAUUGGAACGACUUUGGCUAUACACCCUCUCCCGCCAACGGGCUCUCUACGUCGUCGUUCGCUCCCGCUACUACACCUAUUGUGCCGGGAGUUUCAUCGCCCAGGAAACGCCAUCCGAAUAUUCUUACGAGCAGAAUUCUGCGUUCAUUUUUCUCAUCUUUUACUCCCUCAUUGAAGCGUUACAUCAAGCAUUCUCAGUUCCCUUCUUUCUUCGUUUCACGCUCGGUCGUCAACUGCUUCAAAACUUCUGGUCUUCGUAAGGGUCGAUAUCGGAAUCAAAGAAGAACCCUAAUGCCUACAUCUACUAUUAUUGGUGGGAGAGUCAAAGUCCGCAAGAUCCAAGUGCUCACUGCUUGGAUCCUUACAGAAGAUUAG